Messenger RNA from Leptinotarsa decemlineata (Colorado potato beetle), 4439 nucleotides. It is a transcript of the gene Cda5, whose product is annotated as Chitin deacetylase-like 5. NCBI's taxonomy places the organism in Eukaryota, Metazoa, Arthropoda, Insecta, Coleoptera, Chrysomelidae. The record is from RefSeq and is a predicted model, not a curated record.
UCUCCCACUGAUUGCUCCGACUUAGGAGAAACUUUCAUGCAGCAAGCGUAUCGUGCUAUUCAGUUCUUCCAAGCUCGGUUGCGCGAUCUUGCUGUCACAUUUGAGGAGAAUUCUCGUUUUCCGAAAAUUAUUAUGCGGAAGUGCUUUUAGCUCCUGCGUGUGACAUUAGUGCCUACUAGAUUAGUUAAAGUGAAUUUAAAUUCUCGACAAUGGAACAAGUGAAAACGGUGUCGGUGUUUAGCGCCGCUGUCUUGAUAUUUCUUUGUUUUGGCUUCAGCUCUUCCGAACGGAAAUUCAACAACAGGAAUGCAAGAGUUACAACAGAAAUUAAAACUGGCGUUAACUUCGAUUGCCCAGAAGAAUUUGGAUACUACCCCCAUCCAAACGACUGCACACAAUACUAUGUUUGUGUCUUUGGUGGCGCACUGUUGGAAUCAUGUACAGGAGGACUAAUGUACAGUCAUGAACUCCAAACAUGUGACUGGCCGAGGAACGUAGGCUGCGACGGCCUUGAAGUAUCUGGAUCGCCUGCAGCAUAUUCUUCGUCCAGCGCUUCUUCCAGAACUAAAGAAAGAGAACGAGAAAGAGAUAACGAGAAGGAACGAGUGAGAGUCGACCAGAGACAGACCAGCUACUCCUCUCUCCCACCCCCACCACCUCCACCACAGCCAGCAGCGGUUGUGACAUCAAGAGGACAGCCAAGAAAUUUACAUCAUUCGCAACAAAGUCUCAUAAAGAAAAAACAACAACAACAACUUUACGAAGAGGCUGAGGAGAGUCUGCCACCUGCUGAAGAAAUUGAAAGUGACCGUCAACAACGUGUCUAUCGUGGACAACCUCUUACAAUAGGGCAAGUGCAGAGAGAUAGGGAUGGAAUAAGAUAUUCCAAUGCGAUAUCUGCGUACAGUGGACGAGGUGAUAAAAUUGGUGUGAUAUCAUUUGGAACACAAAAUCAACAAUACAGCGAAGAAAAAACAAUCCCACCUCCCCCGCCCCCAACCACUGCUCCAACCCGAAAAUUGUAUAAUGGCACACAAUAUAAUGACAAUCGAUAUGAACCCUUCUACGCCUAUUACGAAGAUGAUGUAGGUCUAGACGAUGAAUAUCCUCGUCAAGAAGAGAAUUACAACAGUGCCCAGAGGGUUCAAACGUCAACCUACCGCACAGCGCCAUCUACAUCAGCUAAAAACGAUAUACCUAAACGCGGUAACACCGUCUUCAUUGAAAACAAUUACAACCAGCAGAACCUCUACCAGCCCUCUACAGUCUCAGAUUACAGUGAAGAUAACAGAUACGAUACCCAGGUUGAUGACCAAAGUGCCUUCAGACAAAGCAACCGACAGCCAUAUAGGGGAGACAGGAAUGACAUAAAUGACGUGGAAGAGGUUACCACUAAAAGAACAACUACAAGUACUUCCACAACCAGAAAAUACUCUACUACAACUAGAACCACCACGGUGACUCCACGCAUAAUACCUUCUAAAAAGAGUACACCACCCCCAGCAAGAUCUGCUCAAAGGGGACGUGGUUCAGCUCACUACUCUGGGGCUGGUGACCAAAUUAUCAAUAAUGAAGUUACAGUCACCAGCAACCGUGGAACACCAGCUCCGCGCUCGCGACCAACACUCAAGCCAUCAACCUCGAUCAUUUCCAAGGUACAAGAGUAUGUCGAUAUCUACAAAUAUCCUCCAUCUCGCCCAGAACCCAUAUAUCCACAACCCCAGGCUGACAAAACGGCAGCAAAAUGUAGGAAAGACGUUUGUUUAUUGCCUGACUGCAGCUGCGGUGGAAAAGAUAUUCCUGGCGAUAUACCUCCAGAAGAAACGCCUCAAAUGGUCCUGAUUACUUUUGACGACGCAGUCAAUGAUUUAAAUAAAGAGUAUUACGUAGAUUUGUUUGAACAAGGACGCAAGAAUCCUAAUGGUUGUCCAAUAACAGCAUCAUUUUAUGUUUCACACGAAUGGACAGAUUAUAGCCAGGUUCAAAAUCUUUACGCAGAUGGUCACGAGAUGGCGUCCCACACAGUGUCGCACAGCUUCGGUGAACAAUUUUCUCAGAAAAAAUGGACCAGGGAAGUAGCAGGACAGCGAGAAAUACUUUCUGCAUACGGCGGAGUACAUUUAGAAGACGUGAGAGGAAUGAGGGCGCCAUUUUUAUCCGUUGGAGGUAACAAAAUGUUCAAGAUGUUAUACGAUUCCAACUUCACCUAUGAUUCAUCUAUGCCAAUCUACGAAAACAAACCUCCAAGCUGGCCUUAUACUCUCGAUUACAAGCUAUUCCACGAUUGUAUGAUCCCACCUUGUCCUACGAAGUCGUAUCCCGGCGUGUGGGAAGUUCCAAUGGUCAUGUGGCAAGAUCUUAAUGGAGGAAGAUGCUCUAUGGGUGAUGCAUGCAGUAAUCCCCCAGAUGCUGAGGGUGUCUUCAAGAUGUUGACGAAAAACUUCCAGAGGCAUUAUUCAACAAACAGGGCACCAUUUGGUUUAUUCUAUCACGCUGCUUGGUUCACUCAACCACACCACAAAGAGGGUUUCAUUAAUUUCAUCGACAGUAUAUUGAAAUAUGAUGAUGUGUGGCUGGUCACAAAUUGGCAAGCUCUGCAGUGGGUAAGAGAUCCCACACCCAUCUCUCGAUUGGGCUCCUUCCAACCAUUCCAAUGUGAUUACAGGGAUCGACCAAAGAGGUGUAACAAUCCCAAAGUGUGCAAUUUGUGGCACAAAUCUGGCGUAAGGUACAUGAGAACUUGUCAGCCCUGUCCAGAUAUUUACCCGUGGACUGGUAAUUCCGGAAUUCGUAGCAGUCGAGUUGACAAUGCAAUUGAAGAUUAAUGCUGUAGCAAAAUUUAAAAAUUGGAGUGAAAAUUUAUCAAUUCCUAUUGUAUAGAGAAACUUUCAAAUAUUCCACCUCAUCAAAAGUGAUAUCAUAUUUAAGAAGUUUUGCAAUAUGUGAAAACUGACGCUAUUUUUUUUCAAUACAUGCUCUCUAUCAUCUGAAUGGUCGCAAACUUCUAAUUUUGGCGUAGUCCCAAUACCACUGCCAUCUAGCGUUAGUUUAAUAAACAUUAAAAAUAGGUUUUGACUGAAAUCCCUCAUUUUUGUUCAGCUCUGUUAAUCAGUUCUUUGAUUUCCCCCAAAAAAGUCCAGUGAUAGAGUAGUAAUGGCACAACAUGUGGUGUACGCUACUAUCUUUGUUGAAAUACUCUAAUACAAUGCUCCUCAAAACAUGAUAUUACUAACAAUUAUCAGCAGAGGUAGCAUCGUACAGCUUUCCAACGCAUGAAAAGCCUUUCACUCACAAAAAGUCAACUACCUACAUAACAAACAAUCACAUUUUAACUCUUACCUUUUUUUUGGUAACUUACUGAUUAUUUUCAAAUGCAACAAAAGCUGACCUGCGAUCAUUCAUAUUCUCAAAAAUUUUACAAAUAAAAUAAAACAAAUAAAAUAUUCCUCUAUUAUUCACUCCUCAAUUAUUAUUCAUUUAAAUUCAGAUGGUUUAUGUUUUAUUGUUCAUUUCUUGAAAAACAUCAUUCUUGCUGAAAAUCCUCUACAAUGUAUUCAAGUAACACUUCGUGAGAUUUUCACUAAAACGUUAACAAAACCGCAACACGUGUUUCGCUAUACAACAGCUUCUUCAGGUGUUUCAAUACUGUCAAUAUUAAUCAUGCUUAGUGUACUGUAGUGAAACACUUGAGUGGAUUUGUGAACUUUUUUUUGAAAAUAUUUCAAUAAAAUAUCACUUGAAUACACUAUGAAAUUUUUUUAACGAUAACAUGUAUGUUCAAAACACAAAACUAACCCAUUCAGGACCCUCGAAAAGUAACUGGAGAAACCUAUUUCUAAUGUUUUAUUUUUGAUUAUGUAUCGGAAGUUGAAAAUAAAUUUGUAGUUACUGAAUUUCGUGAAUAGAUGUUCAUUAGGUGUCAAAUCCUUGGUCUCGAUACCUAAUCAACAUCUCUCUUUGUAAAUGUUAGCUGUAAAUAGUAUAAAAUAUUUACGUCUAUAGAAACUAUUUUGAAAUUUAUGCCAACAGAUACAAGGUGUUUGAUUUGCUGUCAAAUGAAAAUAGAAGUAUCUGUUUUGGAAUCUGCAUGCGAUAUAUACAUUUGUUACAAGCACAAUACAUUAUCCCAUGCAAGUUUUGUAUAUUGUGCUAAAGUAAUAUUGUCACCUUGGAAUCCGUAUGUUAUACUCCAAUGUCGAGACUGUAUUAUGAAAUUCAUAUUGAAGCUCAAAUACAACUUCAUUGUCUCGAUGAUAAGUUUCAAAUAUUAAUUGCAUUUUUAUACUUCAAUGUGUGUAAGAUGACGCCUGUAGAUAUAAUCAAAUUUAUUUAUAAAAUAAGGCACAUUUAAUUUAUUAUCUCUUAGGAACAAAUUGGAUUAUAAUUAUGAGACAGUGUUUGGCAAUUGUAAAAAGAUCUAAAUAAAUGUAAAAUGAGAA